Messenger RNA from Chenopodium quinoa (quinoa), 573 nucleotides. RefSeq lists its product as uncharacterized. Lineage: Eukaryota; Viridiplantae; Streptophyta; Magnoliopsida; Caryophyllales; Amaranthaceae. The coding region runs from base 1 to 573 and encodes 190 amino acids. The record is from RefSeq and is a predicted model, not a curated record. The transcript is spliced from 2 exons.
AUGGGUGGAGAUUUUGAAAUGAACAUGAUGGGUGAGUUAAAUUUCUUUCUUGGUUUUCAAAUGAAGCAAACUGAAGAAGGGAUCAUGAUUCAUCAACAGAAGUAUAUUAAAGAACUGAUCAAGAAAUAUAAGCUUGAAAAUUCUAAGACCAAUAGGACCCCUAUGGGUGUUGCAACAAAGCUUAAUGAAGACCUAUCUGGAACUUACAUAGAUCAGAAUAUGUACCGAUAUAUGAUUGGAUCUCUACUUUACUUACCAGCCAGUAGACCUGACAUAUCUUUUAGUGUAGGUUUAUGUGCCAGAAGUGACUCAUUUGAGUUAAAUGGUUUUACUAACGCUGACUAUGCAGGUGACUUGGUUAAUAGAAAGAGCACUUCAAGUAUGGUACAGUUUUUAGGACCGUGUUUAAUAUUUUGGGGUUCCAAGAAAAAAAACACAGUUGCAUUAUCUACAGCUGAAACUGAAUAUGUAGCUGCAAUAGCAUGUUGUUCUCAAAUGUUAUGGAUAAUGCUACAAGUUAGAGAUUUUGGUAUUUUAUUUGAGUUUGUUCCUAUUUACUGUGACAAUUACUAG